Molecule: messenger RNA, 2001 nt
Organism: Scleropages formosus (Asian bonytongue)
Lineage: Eukaryota; Metazoa; Chordata; Actinopteri; Osteoglossiformes; Osteoglossidae
Product: doublesex- and mab-3-related transcription factor 3a-like
Exons: 2
Coding region: 517-1866 (449 amino acids)
Biological process (GO): regulation of transcription by RNA polymerase II; male sex differentiation
Cellular component (GO): nucleus
Molecular function (GO): protein binding; RNA polymerase II cis-regulatory region sequence-specific DNA binding; DNA-binding transcription factor activity, RNA polymerase II-specific
Source: RefSeq, a predicted model, not a curated record
GUCUUCAUGACCUCCCUGGGACAGUACAAGUACAGUACGUGAGCCAGUGAGCGAGCGCUGUGUUACUCGUACCCGAGUUCGUCCCCUAACUAAAGCGGGCUGAGGGGUGUCAGUGCAGGCACUACAGUGCGAGAGGCGAGUCUCGGGCUUAAACAAAAGGGGCUUCGAAGAGCUGCCCUUAACUCCCCUCAGUCGUUCAGCACACGGGCAAGAGGAGGGGCGACAUGCCCGCUAUAUCAGCGCCAUGAUCUCCGUUGGCGGUGACACUGUGCGAGCGCGCGCACAGCUGUUAGAAGCCGACGGCUUCGCUCAUCCCAUCGGUCGCGCGAUUGUAUCGGGGGCAACCCGGUCAUCUCCCUCCGUCCGUGAUGGAGCCGCUCGCUGACAGCUAACAACGCUGCUGCGAGCCAAGAGGCAGCGCCGAGCUCUGCGGGAACUCAGCACCACCCCGGAGCGGAGCGGAGGAAGUAAUCGCAGUCACAGUAUAUUAUUUGAAAAAAAAAAAGGUGCCGUGACAUGAGCGCGUUCGGCUCGCCCUAUCUGUACCUGGGCGGCCCGGUGUCGCAGCCGAGACCGGCCGUGCAGAGGACCCCGAAGUGCGCGCGGUGCAGGAACCACGGCGUGCUCUCGUGGCUCAAAGGGCACAAGCGCUUCUGCCGCUUCAAGGACUGCACGUGCGACAAGUGCAUCCUCAUCAUCGAGAGGCAGCGCGUCAUGGCGGCCCAGGUGGCGCUGCGCAGGCACCAGGCGAGCGAAGCCCUGGAAGGGGUCAUCCCGGAGGCUCUGCGCUCCUUUCCCGCCCGGCGGGGGCCCGGGACGGAGGAGAGCGGAGACGGGUCCGUGGCAGCGCCGCCCGCCGGGGUCACUGAGAGGAGCAACACCGCCGAGUCCGCCCUGGAUCCCAGUGGAGAUCAGUUGGAGGAGCUGUCAGAAGCAGACCAUGGUGACAACAGCAGUGACAAGGAGCAGGACCGCUCAAGUUCCCCAGAGGUGUCAAAGACCAGCUUGUGCUACAGCGUAGACACUGCUGUGGGCUCUCUUGCACAGAAGGAACCACACUACAGUCCGCAGGAAGGUAGCACAGAUACCGAGGCCCAAACAAACAGCCCCGGUUACCAUGGAGAAGAAAGCCUGGUCAUCGAGGGCCUCUCCGGCUCUGUAACCCUCCCUAUGGAUCUGAAGGCAAACCGUCCGCCGCUGGAUGUGCUGAAAAACAUUUUCCCCAGUCACAAAGUGACGGUUCUUGAGCUGAUCCUCAAGGGGUGUGGAGGAGAUCUGGUGGGAGCCAUUGAGGUGCUUCUUUCCAGUAGACCCACCUCCAAAGUGGAUAGGCCGCUCACCGAAACCACAGGCAACCUCCUUUUCCCGUCUAACAGGCAUCUCUUUGAACACACCUUGGGCUCCUAUCCCGUGUCCUCAUCUAAAUGGUCGGCGGACUCAGCUUUCAGUGUUCCUGACUCCUUGAAACUCCCAACAGAGUCCUCCAGCACACUUACCAGUCCUUUUGCUCUACCCCUGCAGCACGCCCUCUCACACACACCUCGGUAUCCACUGAUGCUAAGAAGCUCCAUGUCCCGGAACCAGGCCAACCCAUUUUUACCCAGUGACAUGACCCUAUGGAACACCAUGACGCUCCAGCACCAGUAUCAGCUCAGGUCCCAGUAUGUGUCUCCUUUCUCCGGCGCUACCAGCAGCAUCUUCGGUUCAUCCAUCCACCACCAACAUUCCGGACUCUCCAACGAACACGGGAUUACAGUGGAGGAGGAGGCCAGCCCCAGGGGACCCAAACACGCCACGUACAUAGAUGAGGACUAUGAGGGAAGAUCUGCCUCCUCCGAAUCUCGAACUCUAAACUCUUCAGCGUGACCUGUGUGAUGAACGAAAAACAGUGUUGUAUCAAAACUCCUUAAUAAAUGAAAAACUGCAAAUAAAAGCAACAAUUUUGUAUUAAAACAAUGAAACAUCUACCGCAGAAGACAACAUAUUAAACUUUGCUUAAGA